Molecule: messenger RNA, 807 nt
Organism: Suillus fuscotomentosus
Lineage: Eukaryota; Fungi; Basidiomycota; Agaricomycetes; Boletales; Suillaceae
Exons: 2
Biological process (GO): mycotoxin biosynthetic process
Source: RefSeq, a predicted model, not a curated record
CAUUCCACUGAUUCAAGCUAUACCCAACAAUCGACUUGAACGUUCUGUCUACCUGAUUAUGAUGGUAUCCCUCACUAUCGUAUCUAUCGCGCUCACUAGCAUCAUAUUCAAGUCAAUACUCUCGAGGGAAAACUUGAACAUUCAAACACGCACCCGAAGGCGGCAGGAAAAUUUUACUUUCAUGGGCGACGACUUUCCUGAGUCCCUAGUACCUGACGCGGGCAAAGUGAGAUUCGUGGUGGAGGAAAGCGUACGAUUUGCGCUAGACCUUCCAGAGUCCAAGACGGAAUGGCUUUCUACUUCUCCCCCGGGGACCGGACAUGUAGUUCUGGGUGUGGAGAAUCGGUCUUUCUUCGUAGCCAUGUUCCAUCAGCUUCACUGUCUCAGGCUCUUCCGAGUGGCUCUCGCGGGUCCAAACUUUGAUCAAGAGCAUACUCAUCACUGUCUCAAUUAUCUAAGACAAUGGAUACUGUGCCAAGCAGAUCUAACACUGGAGGCAGGAGAUUUUACAACGCGAGACUUCGAACAACACCGCGUUGGUGCUACACACGUCUGCAGAGACUGGGGUGAGCUAUAUGACAGUGUUGCCAUCAAUUGGAAAGACCGGCAACAUGGAAAUCAUACAGCAGUAAGUCUCAGCGACUGUUAGUAUGAUCAAAUCAACUAACUUUUUCCCGGAUAAGUGAGUGGACGAAUUCCACACCUUUUAGUAGUAGAACUUGUAGUAGCGUGGGACACCCAUCCUCAAUUCAUGGUUAUUCAUUUCAGAUUUAUUCGUGUCCCAUAAUUAUACUUGAUACUUACAAA